AUGUCGCAUUCAAUGCUCACGAUAUCGAAGACCAGGACAGAGGAUAACAGGGUGCAUGUGAAUCUACUGCCGUGCCGUAUACAUCAUGAUGGAGCUAUCGACACGGUUACACCGUAUUGGAGCCCGUCAGGGAGCAGCGGCGGCAUAAAGACAGCAUAUGUUAGAGGCCGAAAACUCCAUGGCAAGACCGUAAAGUUGCCAGAUGGCUAUCAUGGUUCAGUGGUGGAAAAGGGCGAGACGAAACAAGAGGUCCCGGGCGCCGAGGAGGGGGAAGGAGAUGUGGAAUUUGCAGAUCUUCCCGAAGCUAUUGAGAUUGCACCGCUAAGCAGCAAAGCGACGUUUGACGAUUUUGUAAUCUGGGGUCACGAGUCUACUGCGGACUCAGGAGCAGACCCGUAUCUGAGGAGCAUUGAAGAAUGGGUGUCACUGGCGGAGAAGCCAGGGAGAAUAGCAGACCCCGAGGACAUGGUCGUUGCAUGGGACAGGCGUUCGGGAGUCAAAAAGGUUACAGAAGUCAAGCAUCUUGUGCGCAUGGUAUGUGUAUACGUUGCUAUCUCAACGACAGGAGCUAGCACCACGCCCGUAAAACCGGACGGUGGCGGGGAUCAUAGGGCUUGA
This is a messenger RNA of Truncatella angustata, 618 nucleotides long. RefSeq names its product ribonuclease H2 non-catalytic subunit-domain-containing protein. Gene Ontology annotation, cellular component: ribonuclease H2 complex. The coding region runs from base 1 to 618 and encodes 205 amino acids. The transcript is spliced from 3 exons. Gene Ontology annotation, biological process: RNA catabolic process. Lineage: Eukaryota; Fungi; Ascomycota; Sordariomycetes; Amphisphaeriales; Sporocadaceae. The record is from RefSeq and is a predicted model, not a curated record.